Hydatigera taeniaeformis is the source of this 1044-nucleotide messenger RNA. NCBI's taxonomy places the organism in Eukaryota, Metazoa, Platyhelminthes, Cestoda, Cyclophyllidea, Taeniidae. The record is from the annotation of a GenBank genome assembly.
AUGGAAGUUGACGAAAUUAGUGAAAAAAAGGACGGUAACGUCCUGAUGGGUGAUAAUGAACUUGAGCUCGAGGAAUCGAAUUUAGAAAAGCCUAGGGACAGUCUUCCGGUCUUUUUCCGUUUGAUUACAUCUGGAGUUGUUAUGCUCUGCAUGUUCAUCAUAACAACCACUUUAACGAAAGUCGAAACAGAGACAAAUGUUUUCUUCAUCAUUACGCUUGUUACGGUUGUUUUUAAUAAUAGGCGUAAUUCACGUGGCUUUCUUGAGGGACAGGCCGUUGCAGGUAUCAUAGCAUCUGUGGCGAACUUGAUUACAAUCGCGCUGGCAAGCAGCCCUCUUGACGUUGGAUUCGCGUAUUUUCUUAUCGGUGUUUGUAUUAUUGCCCUUAACAUUGGCCUUUUUGUACUACUUUUCCGAAAUGCCUACUUUCUUUACUACUGGGAAAGCAAAGGAACCAAACAAGUGGAUGACACCUCGUUCAGUGCGAAACUCAAGAGCACCGCUGCAAAUCUGUGGCACGCCAUGUGGGAGGUGAGAUGGACUGGCUUCACUCUACUUUUUACUCUCACCGUCACGCUAGCCCUCUUUCCUAGCGUGUAUGUUUUACUGGUUCCUAACAACUUCGACGAAAACAGCCGAUGGCAUACAAAAUACUUCCACGCCGUUCUUGUCUUUCUCUGCUUUAAUAUCUUCGACUAUGUGGGACGCGUUUGCGUCGGCUGGAUUAAAUGGCCAAGAUUUGAACAAAAGAAGCUCUUUUUGUCCUUUGCGAUUCUUCGCGUGAUCCUGGUUCCCUUGUCAAUGCUGUGUAACAUUAAUUCACAGCGAAUUCCCACAGUUUUUUAUCACGACUCUAUUCCAACUAUCCUAAUCGCUCUGCUUGGCCUUACGAACGGUUAUAUCAUCUCCUUGAGCGUCAAUUAUGCACCAAGAUAUGCCUCGCCGGGAAAUGAAGAGGGUUGUGGAAUUGCGACCUCAGCAUACCUCUCGCUGGGACUGUGUAUCGGCGUGUUUUUGUCCUAUGGACUUGUAGCUCUAGUCUAG